Messenger RNA from Striga asiatica, 2004 nucleotides. The record is from the annotation of a GenBank genome assembly. Lineage: Eukaryota; Viridiplantae; Streptophyta; Magnoliopsida; Lamiales; Orobanchaceae.
AAAAUAUAUAUCACAUAUACAUAAGAGAAGAGAAAAAUAUAUAGAAAUCAAAAGAACAGAACAAUGUCUUCCUCUAGAGUUAUUACAGCUAUGAGAGGAGCAAUUUUGCUGCUGGCCCUUUUGGUUUUUCUUGGAAAUAUUAUGAUGUGGAUUAUUAUGCCAACCGAUACUUAUUACAACGAUUGGUUGCUUCAUAUUCUUGCCGAUACGAAUUCAACCUUCUUUGGCAUACAAGGUCCAAUAAUGUUGGAUUUCACAUUUCCCAUGUUGUUCAUUGCCGUGCUUGGCUGCUUGUAUUUGCAUUUGGGAAACAAAACAAAGAUUGUCACCACAAAAAGAUGGCAAACCAAAUUGGAUAGAGUGGGUAUAGUGACAGGGGUGACAGGGAAUUUGUGCCUCACAUUUUUGUUCUAUCCUGUUACAAGAGGUUCUUCUAUUUUGCCUAUAUUUGGACUAACAUCAGAGGGCAGUAUAAAGUACCACAUUUGGCUUGGAAAUAUGGCCAUGGCACUUUUCACAGCUCAUGGCUUUCUCUACAUUGUUUAUUGGAUCAUCACUGAUAGAUUAUCGGAGAUGUUACAAUGGGGAGACCACUAUGUAUCAAACAUAGCAGGAGAAAUCUCUUUACUCUGUGGACUAGCCUUGUGGAUCACAACUUACCCUACCAUUAGAAGGAACAUCUUUGAACUCUUCUACUACACACACCAACUAUAUGCCCUCUUCAUCAUCUUCUUCAUACUACACAUCGGCAUAGGCUUCGCCUGCAUCAUGCUCCCGGGUUUCUACCUAUUCCUCAUCGACCGAUACUUAAGGUUUUUGCAAUCGACACAGAAAGUCCGUUUAGUCUCUGCAUGUGUCCUACCGUGCGACACGCUCGAGCUCAACUUCUCCAAGAGUCGGAACCUGAAAUACAGCCCAACAAGUAGCAUCUUUGUAAAUGUGCCCUCCAUUUCUAAGCUUCAAUGGCAUCCUUUUACAAUCACAUCAAACAGUAAUUUGGAGCCAGAGAGGUUAAGCGUCGUGAUCAAAUGUGAGGGGCAGUGGACACGAAAGCUUUAUGACCUCGUCUCGUCUCCUUCAACCAUCAAUAAUCAUCUCCAAGUAUCGGUCGAAGGGCCUUAUGGGCCGGCUUCAACUAAUUUUCUCAGGCAUGACAUGCUGGUGAUGAUCAGUGGAGGCAGUGGCAUAACACCCUUCAUCUCCAUAAUCAAGGAGCUUAUCUACAUUAACACAACCCUCAAAUGCCAAACACCCAAAAUUCUACUCAUUAGUGUCUUCAAAAACUCCUCUAACCUCUCCACACUCGACCUCGUCCUCCCGAUUUUGUACCGUACGAACCCUUUCUACUUGGACCUCAAAAUCGAGGCCUACAUCACAAGGGAAAAAUGGCACCCGAAGGACGAUGAGUCCCCAGGCCCACAAACCGUGUUUUUCAAAUCCGGCCCUUCAGACAGGCCCGUUUCCCCUGUUCUUGGCCCGAACGGCUGGCUUUGGCUGGCUGCCAUAAUCUCGUCAUCCUUCGUCCUUUUCUUGGUUAUGUUGGGGAUCUUCACGCAGUACGUGGUGUACCCAGUCGACCACAACACCAACAUGCUCUACUCAUACACAAAGAAAGGCUCGAUGAACAUGUUAUUCGUAUGCUUCUCGAUUAUGACAGUGGCCAGUGGAGUUUUCUUGUGGAACAAGAAACAGAACGCAAAAGAGGCCAAAAAUAUUCAAGACUCGGAUGAAUCAUUGACCAGUCGGUCAACUGAUUCAUCAUCCGAACGUGAGGAAGAUAUCGAGAUGGAGAGCCUUCCUCUGCAAUCGGCCUUGGAGUCGUCGGUCAACGUGCAUUAUGGACAGAGGCCCGAUCUCAAGAGGAUUUUGAUGGGGAUUAAGGAACCAAGUGUUGGGGCACUUGUUAGUGGGCCAAAGAAAAUGAGAGAAGAUGUUGCAGCCAUAUGCUCAUCUGGGCUGCAGGCUGGUAAUUUGCAUUUUGAGUCCAUCAGCUUCACUUGGUGA